AUGAUUACGAUCAAAAACAAUUUUGGCUUCAGGCAGAACAAUUUAAGUUUUUAUCGUCCGAUUUUGAUCAUUCUCCAAUUGUGCGGAUACGAUUUCGAUUAUUACAACAUCAAUUUGGUGUUGAACGUUUUAACGAAAGCCUACUGCGCUAGUUUGACCUGCGUCGUCGUGUAUGCAACCAUUGCAUGCUGCUCUUCGAUACAGCUCUCGCAUAUUUGGUCGUUAAUUGAAUACGGUACUUCGGUCGUGAUAAUUGCGUGUUUCAGAAGCCAAACUAAACUAUUCUUGAAACAGCUAACGACUUUAGACGUAUAUCUGAGGAUCAGUAAUAGGAGAUUCGUGUUGGAGAAAUGCAAAAUUUUCACUAUCACCUCGGUGAUAUUUCUGUUGAGAAUCGUCUACACAUCGAUAUACUGUAGCACCCAUCACUGUUUUAACGUGUUAAUCUAUUUUCUGUUAAGCCAAUUCGCUUUGGUGUGCUUAGAUGUGAAUAGGAUUUGGAGAUGCAUAGUCUUUGACGCAAUAAGGUAUAGAUUGAAAACUCUUCGUUUGAGAAUGGAGGAGAAUCCUGACUGUAAUUAUUAUUUGUACGUAAAGAACAAUAAGAGUAUUAGGAAGAACAAGAUUAGCUUCUGCCUGUUUCUGUACAGGACUAUAGCCGAUUUAGUCGAUUUGGUUUCACCGGAAUUGAACGUGUCGCUAUUCCUGAGCGUCGCCUGCAGUCUACCGAAAAUCGUCUCUAACGCCUACCACUUACUGUUAAUUAUCGAGGAUCGGGAACCGUUGGAGACUGGUGGAUACGUCCUCAUGCACACGCUGCAAGUAUCAUUGCUACUUUUCACACCAUUCAUAAUUGUCGAGUGCUACACUAUGGAAGUUGAAAAAAUUAAGCUGUAUCUUGUGCAUAGACUGAUCGACGAGAACGAUACGACAAUGCGAGACAAUAUCAGACUCUUCCUCGAAUACAUGAGUGUGAGAACAUUCAGGUACAGGAUUUUUAGAAUUGUGCCGGUAAAUGCUACACUGCCACUGGAAUUGGUGAACUUGUGCGUCAAUUACGUCAUCGUUCUUAUCAACUUCACACAUUUGUAUGGCUGAGAAUGUUCGCGAAUCAUCUAUGAGAGUAGACAUUCUAUUGUCAGAAAAAUAGCAAGCCUAAUUUUGGUAUGAUUGUUUAUAAUUAAAUAGUAAUUACACUAGGGUUUACGUAGGCUUUGGCAUGUGUUGUUGCUGUUAGG
Bombyx mori (domestic silkworm) is the source of this 1238-nucleotide messenger RNA. RefSeq lists its product as uncharacterized. The transcript has 4 exons. Bases 1 to 1098 code for a protein of 365 amino acids. The record is from RefSeq and is a predicted model, not a curated record. Gene Ontology annotation, cellular component: membrane. NCBI's taxonomy places the organism in Eukaryota, Metazoa, Arthropoda, Insecta, Lepidoptera, Bombycidae. Gene Ontology annotation, biological process: sensory perception of taste.